Messenger RNA from Plasmodium gallinaceum, 1584 nucleotides. Its product is annotated as golgi re-assembly stacking protein 1, putative. The transcript is spliced from 3 exons. The record is from RefSeq and is a predicted model, not a curated record. Gene Ontology annotation, biological process: Golgi organization. Bases 1 to 1584 code for a protein of 527 amino acids. Lineage: Eukaryota; Apicomplexa; Aconoidasida; Haemosporida; Plasmodiidae. Gene Ontology annotation, cellular component: Golgi apparatus. Gene Ontology annotation, molecular function: protein binding.
AUGGGAGCAGAACAAACAAAAGAAAUUAGAGGAGGAUACAGGAUUUUAAGAAUAUAUGAAAAUAGUCCUGCAUCAGAAAGUGAUAUAGAAAUAUUUUUUGAUUAUAUUAUACAAAUUGAUGAUUUAAAAUUAAUAGAUUCAUCACAAAGAAUAUAUGAAUGUUUUAUGGAAAAGAUAAGGGAAAAUGAAAACAAAGUUGUAUUAUUAUUAGUUUAUAAUUGUCGUUAUAAAAAAGUUAAAGAAGUAAAAGUUACACCUAGAAAAUGGAAAGGAAAUGGAUUGCUAGGACUAAAUAUAAACUAUGAAUUUUUAAAUGCAAUGAAUGAGGGAACAAGGAUUUUAGAUAUAUUUGAAAAUUCACCAGCAUUUAAAAGUGAUUUAAAUGAAUAUAGCGAUUUUAUUAUUGGAUGUGAUAACAAUAUAUUUAGAAAUCAGGAAGAGUUAAUGAAUUAUAUUAAUAUAAAUUAUAUGAAUUAUAUUAAAGAAAACAAAGAAGAAAAAUAUAAAACAUAUUUUUAUGUAUAUAAUUGCAUAACCGAAAAAAUUAGAAGAGUAGAAAUAGAGCCAAAUAAUGCAUGGGGAGGUAAAGGAUUACUUGGUUGUAAUAUAGCUAAUGGAUUUUUGCAUAAAAUUCCUCUAUGUAAAGAAAAUAUUUUAAAAAAGAAAACAGAUGUAGAGAAUGGAAAAGAAAGUAAUAUACAUUAUAUUGAAAAUAUAAAUGAAGAAACGAAUAAUAAAUCUAAUAAUAAAUAUGCAGAAAAUGACUCUUCAAAUUGUAAUAACAUAAAAAACGUUUCAUGUAAUGAUAAAAUUAAUAAUACUAAUACAUUAAACGAUCAUACAAUAAAAAAUAAUGAAAUUAAUAAUGAAAAAAAUAGAGAUAUAGAUAAGUUUUAUAGCUAUGAUAAAAAUAAUAACGAUAUUAAAAAUAAUGAUAAUAAUAAAAAUAUUGAGUAUUAUGAAGAUAAUAAUAAUGACAUUAAUAAUGAUGAAAAUAACAAUAUUAAAAGAGAUAAUUUUAAUGAUAUAAAUGAUAAUAAAUUUGGAUCACUUAUGCAAAACCAAAAAGAAAAUGGAGAAAAAUGUAAAACUGAAGUUAAUUUGGAUGAUUCAAUUGAAAAUAUAGAUAGCUAUUCAAAUUACGUAAAAAAAAUGAAAAUUUACAGUGAGGAAUUGGUUGAAAUAUAUGAAGAUAUGAACCGAAAUAGUGAAAUUUUAAAUAAUAUUGGAGUAAGUACAAAAAUUAAUUUUUUAGAUAAUAAAAAUAAUUCUACUGAUGAAAGCAUAUUUACAGAUCUGAAAAAUUGUGAAAUACAAAAUGUAUAUUUGGAGUCUCAUAAAAAAGAUAAAGUUUCAGAAUGUGAUAAAUCUAAUAAUUUAGAUUGUUAUCAAGACUAUAAUGAUAAUUUUGAUGAGAAGGAGACAGUGUCUUUAAAUAAAUAUGUAAAUUAUAUUAAUAAGAAUAAUUCCCUAAUAGAUAACGAAUUGGAAAAAGAUGUCAAUGAGAAGAACAAUAAUGUUGACCUAUUAAUUAAUGAUUUUCCUAGGGCAGGUAUAAUUUAUCCAACAUCAGAUUUAUUAUAG